This is a messenger RNA of Liolophura sinensis, 1479 nucleotides long. RefSeq lists its product as uncharacterized. Lineage: Eukaryota; Metazoa; Mollusca; Polyplacophora; Chitonida; Chitonidae. The transcript is spliced from 2 exons. The coding region runs from base 97 to 1026 and encodes 309 amino acids. The record is from RefSeq and is a predicted model, not a curated record.
ACCCGUCGGUGUCAGGGUAACACGUGGGCUGUGGGCGCUGCUGAGAGUGUUCGCAAUCUGUGGCUAUAUAUCCGGGAAAACGAUAACACAACCGCCAUGAGAAGCACGAUGACCCGUGCGAGGUGGGCAAUAGUGGGUGUGAUGUGUCUUCUUGUUUUCCUGGUAACCAUGUCUCAAAGGAACCAGUUCAGACGUGUCGAUAUAUAUCCCUUACAGGCCAGAGACGAAGUAGCUCGUUUACAGGCGAGAGACGAAGAAGGCAAGUUACAGGAAACAGAAGCCCUGCAUUUAAUCGUCGUCUUUCCUCUUUUGCUAACGGACACGUGGAAAAAGCAAGGAUAUAACACGACAGACCUGCAGUUGGUGAAGAGGCGUGAAAAAGAAUACGUGGAUUCUUUGCAGAAGAAUAUUCAGCUACCAACGGUGUCCAAAAUUCACAUUUUCUCAGAUCAGCCUCAACUUCUGCGAAGAAAACUUACGUCUUAUGACGUCUCCGAGAGGAAACUACACUUUCAGCAAAGUAGUUCGAACCCGACCUACCGUGAUUUGUUUACAUAUGUGUCCGACAACCUUCAGCGACGACUCGUGUUUAUCGUAAAUGCCGAUAACUUUCUUGGGGAAGGUUUUGAUCAAGUAAACAUUUCUUGGUGGCAGACGAACCCGAAAACUUUGUACGCUCUGACGAGACACUCGCUCAAAACGGACAACAAGGAGUGCAAAAUGGGACCAAUUGGCUACUGUGAUGCAAAUGGGACGUAUUACGGCUCCCAUGAUGGUUUCAUGUUCUGUUUACACAAUCCUUUACCGCAGGAGUUCUUGAAAGAACUCGCCUUUCCGUCGCACGCCUGUGGUUCGGAAAACGUGGUUAUUUGGGCGGUUCGAAAGUUUCUGAAGUUCAAAGUCACAAACCCUUGUCGUCGCUUGGUCAUUUACCACAACCACUGCACGAACAUGCGGGCUCCGGAUUCACAACGUGCCAGGGUUAAUGUGGGUGGGAAAAGUGGGCUGGCGGAUUACUCGUGGUAAAAUGACCCUUAUCUAAGCAGUGCUACAUCUUAUGUAGGCCGCAGAAUAUAUUCUGUUAUUUCAGCAGACUAUUCUAUUACAUAUCUCACACAUAUUCAAUCAGUUAAAUAUAACGGUUACAUGACACUAACAGAUGUUGAAUAUGACACUAUGAGUAUUAUUGAGUAUUAUGUUACGAUAAUAGAAUAGAAUUCUAGCAUCACCCGGACAACAGAGUUUCUGUUAAAUUUACUUAAGUAUGCUGUGUUCUUACUAUAGACUUAAUCCUUGUUAAAAUAUUUAUUGUAAAAUAUAUGCUUCUGUAUAGAGAUUGACUUUACACCCACGAUAUUAGUCAAAAGUAGACGUGCAAAAUCCACGUUUAUAAACGUUUUGACGCCGGCUGCUCAUUAAUUAACUCCAUUAGACGAGCAAAAUCCACGUCUAUAAACAUUUUGACGCCCGCUGCUCGUU